CCCACCGGCUAGGUAGCUCCUAGCUAGCGGAAGUUUAUCAUCCGGGCAUUUUUUGACGUCGAUGAUAUAAAGGCCACAUUAUUUCUGUUAUUUUUUACAAACAAAAAGAAAAUAGUAUUUAGUGGGGACAUUAUGAACACUUGACUUUAUAAAGUUGUAUGCUGUUUCUGGAGUCGAUCCUUGUUUACAUACCCAUUUCUGAAAAUGUGUGCGUGGUAGAACGAGUGGUUUUCAUGCCUGCCUCACAGUUCUGGGGUUAUGGGUUCGAGUCUCCAGCCUUUCUGUGCGGAGCGUGUACUUUCUUUUGCAUCUGUAUGCGCUUGUGUUACCUACGUAUUCCAAAAUCAAGCUAGCUAGCCUAAUCGAAGACUGAAUGCUUGUUUGUCGAUAUGUGUCCUGCGAUUGAAUGGCUGGGGACCAGUCCAGGGUGUCCUCUCUUGCUCUUGAUCUUUGACACCAAGGCUGGAUUUGCACCAAGGUCAAAGUUCCCAAUUGCCAUUAAAUGUCUACACUGCAUCUAAUUUUGGGGACAUUUGUAAUCUAUAUCCAUGUACAAGCAUCACAUCUCCUAUGUCAUACAGGCAUUGCCAGAACAUAUAAAACAACCUGCAUCCGCAGACACCCAAAUUGCGUGUAAACUGCACUGGUUUCAACCUCGCACUACAUGGACGUAAACAAUCAGUUGACCUGGGCUUUGUCUUCCCCUCCAUUUUUUUUUAAAUUAGGGUAGCCUCUGCAUUGCUCCACAUUAUGUUGCCUCUUAUGUAGCGUAUUAAGACAAUACUGAAUUGUCUAUGCAUCGCUGUCAUUUAGAUUUACAGAUGUUUUUUUUUUUUUUUUUUAAAUGUACUGUAUUUGUCCUUCUAGAGCAGAUGCGUGUGUUUUUGUCACAAAUCAUUGUGGCAUUGACAGUGUAUCCUAUUGAUGUGUUGAUGCUCGAUUUUUGAUUAAUUAAUUUUUUUACUAAUUUUGAAGAGGUCUGAUUUAAAUCUGAAUAUAUUCUAAUCCAUGUAUUUACACUGCCAUGAUGUAUUUGACUCAACUGUACCACUUGAGCACAAAAAGAUCUGGAUUGUUUCAUGUGUUGUGUCGGUGUGUAAACAGCCAAAUGUGAUGUGUGCCACAAUUGUACAUGGUAAUAGACAGUCCCAAAAAAUCAGAACUCGGCAUUGAAUUGGAAUUGGGAACUUUGACCUGCAGUGUAACUCCAGCCUUAGUGUCACUUUCAGUUUAAAUCCAGCCUUAAACCAGCCAGCCGCACACCGUACGAUGUGGUUGAACAAGCCUGAACUGGACAAUCGCGAACAAAUUAAAGUUAGGACAGGAGACACUGAAUAAAGCCCAACAAUACAGAGGGCGAUGAGAAAUGAAUUCCCUUCUCCUGGUGCCCUGUAACUUCUCGCAUCAUGGCUCCUUCCUGCUGCUCCGUUCUGGCCGGUCCUGCUGGCUCAGAACCCUGAGUGCCAGACUACAGAUCAGCAACAACCUUCGAGAGAGCUACCGGCUGCUGCAGCUGCCAGAAGGCGAGACCGUCAGCCCUGAACGGGCGAAGGAGUCAUUCCUGCACCUGGCUAAGCUCUACCAUCCGGACUCUGGCGCGCCCACUGCUGAUGCGGCUCUCUUUGCCCGGGUGGAGGAGGCCUACCGCUCCGUGGUGGCACACCACAGCGAGGCUCGGCGGCAGGAUGCUGCGCAGGACGAGGACAAGGACCUGUCUUCGGUUGUUGCCCCUCAACAUAGACACUACCUCAGCUACCAGGGCGUGGGCUCGGGCACCCCCAGCCAACGCGAGCGCCAGUACUGCCACUUCCGUGCCGACAAGGCCGCCGAGCAAGUUCUGCACUACCGGCAGAGGGAGCACGAGAGGGCGGCGGCUGCCGACGGUGCGUUGGUAGAGCGGGACGUGCGGCAGCGCAGCAGGAGCAUCAAACUCACCCAAGCGGUGGAGCGGUUGGUGGAGGACCUGAUCCAGGAGUCCAUGGCCCGGGGGGAUUUCCGCAACUUGAGUGGCACUGGAAAGCCGCUCAACAGGUUCCAGCACAACCCCUAUGCUGACCCAAUGACACACAACCUCAAUCGCAUCCUCAUGGACAACGGCUAUCAACCACCCUGGGUGCUCAGGCAGCGUGACAUCCGCGAGGCCGCCGCUCGUAUCCGGGGCGAGUUGCUGGACGGGCGGGCCGGGCUGGGCGAGCCCCUCGGCCCGACAGAGCGUCUGCGCUGGGUUGAGCUGUGCGCCCGCGCCGAAGAAGCGCUAGCGAAGCUCAACAAGAUGGUGGACAGCUACAACCUGAUCGUGCCCAUGCUCCAGAUGCAAAUGGUGCAAUUCAGCCUGACGCGGGAGGUGCGGCGUGCAGAGGAGGCGGCCGGACAGCGCCGACUUGAGCAGCGACAGAGGAGGAAGGAGGAGAGGAAGAGGGUCAAUGCUGCCAAUGUCGCCGCCAAUUCUGCAGGUGCAAGGCGAAGUCUGGUGUCAUGGAUACCAAGCUGGCUCAAAUGAAUGACACAAAACAUCACUUUAAUUUAUUUAUAAGGUUGAACUUUGAUAUCAUGGACCAACAUUCAAAACAAUGUUUGACUUCCCUUUAAAUGUUAUUUCCAACCUGAAAAGACACUGAAACAGCCAGAAUCCCAGCCUGGAAACUACAAGUACAACAAUUAAUGGAUUAAUUGACAACUAUUUUGAUAAUUGAUUAAUCACUUAGAGACCUUGUUUACCUUAAAAUUGUCCAAAUCCCUGUAAUUUUAGCCUCUCAACACUAAUAGAGAUGGGUACCUUUCUCUUUUGAAUAGUAAAAUUGAUCAGAUUUCUGUAAUCCUCCAGGAGGGUAGAUUUGAUUAUCUUUGUGUUGAACCAAAAUAAGAGAUUUGCAAAGAUCUGCUUUUACUUUGGAAAACAAUGAUACAUAUUUUUGAGAAUUUUCUGACAUGUUACGGACAAAACCAGCAAACUGAAUCAUAAUAAAUUUGUGCAUUUUCUGCACUGUCAAUUUGAAAUAAUGUCCUGUUUUUUAACAAAGGGAUGUAAAUGAAAAAAUGUUUUUUUAGACAUUGCGCAAUUGAAAAAAAAUAAUUGAAAGAUUAAUCAAUUAUUAACAUAAUUGUAAGUUGCAGCCCUACUUGAAACCAGCCCACAUCGUAGAAGGACGCAGUGGUACCGUUAGAACGCUCACCCCUCCAAAUCUUUAUCGCAUAUGUUAUUUCCAAAAGAGUCUAAAUUCUGAUGAGUAUAAUUAUCAAUUUAUCAAACAAUUUAUCUCUCUCCCAUUAAAAGUUAUUUGCCACUCAUGGCUUGGACACUUUCCUUACAUUGUAGAUGUGUUUGGUACUGUUGGAAAGCUCACCAUGAAAAUGUUUAAUUCAUGGUGAUAUGACUUUCCUUUCAAAAGUUUUUUUUUUUAUCCACCAACCACCAAAACAGAUCCAUGGACUGUAAAAACAGCCUAAACCCAACUACGACACUUCCCUCAGGUCGUACCGUUGGAAAGCUCACCUUCUGAAAUGUGGGGGUACAAGGUAAAUUUAUACCAGAAUGACUUUUACUUUAGAAGUUAGUUUUACCUGUAACAGUACACCAACAACCAAAACAGAUCCACAAAGUAUGAAAACAGCCUAAACCCAAUUUAAUGAUCUGCAGACAACCUAAACAUCCCAGAUCCCGGCCUGGACACUUCCCAACAUUGUAGAAGGAUGUGGUUGGUAAUUUUGGAAAUUCCACCUCUAAAAACAGGAGUGUAGAAGUUUAAUUUAUUCCGCUAUGACUUUACUUUCAAAAGUUAUUUCCAACCGUAACGAUAGGCCCUAAUCCCCAAAACAGAUCCACCUUCCACUGAAACAGCCUAAUUCCCAACUUGGACAUUUCCCAAUAACGUAGAAGGUCACAGGGGAGAUUGUUGGAAAGCUCCCCCACUCAAAA
Phyllopteryx taeniolatus (common seadragon) is the source of this 3916-nucleotide messenger RNA. It is a transcript of the gene dnajc28, whose product is annotated as DnaJ (Hsp40) homolog, subfamily C, member 28. The record is from RefSeq and is a predicted model, not a curated record. The transcript is spliced from 2 exons. Lineage: Eukaryota; Metazoa; Chordata; Actinopteri; Syngnathiformes; Syngnathidae. Bases 1367 to 2500 code for a protein of 377 amino acids.